Messenger RNA from Mangifera indica (mango), 1294 nucleotides. Its product is annotated as mitogen-activated protein kinase kinase kinase 20-like. Lineage: Eukaryota; Viridiplantae; Streptophyta; Magnoliopsida; Sapindales; Anacardiaceae. The transcript has a single exon. Gene Ontology annotation, biological process: protein phosphorylation. The coding region runs from base 73 to 1122 and encodes 349 amino acids. The record is from RefSeq and is a predicted model, not a curated record. Gene Ontology annotation, molecular function: ATP binding; protein kinase activity.
AGAGACUUCUCUUUCCUGCAGUUUGCCUUUGUGUUGUUUGGGGCUUCUUUCUUUCUGGUGGAGUUAUCAGCUAUGGAUUGGGUUCGAGGAGACGUUCUUGGUCAGGGAAGCUUUGGAAGUGUAAGUCUGGCGGUAACCAGAAAGGAUUAUUCUCGAUUUCCUUCGUUAAUAGCGGUGAAAACUUGUCAAGAUUCUUGUUCUACUAGUUUGAAGAACGAGAAGGAAGUACUUGAUGAAUUGGGUAGUUGUCCGCAGAUUGUGAGGUGUUUUGGUGAUGACUAUAGUGUUGAAAACGGUGAGAGAUUUUAUAAUCUCUUGUUGGAGUAUGCAUCUCGAGGGAGUUUGGCUGAUCGGGUGAAGAAAAAUAACGGGAGAUUGCGAGAGUCAGAUGUUAGGCGAUACGCAAGAUCAGUGCUUCAAGGCCUUCGUCAUAUUCACGCCAAAGGGUUUGUUCACUGUGAUAUAAAGCUCCAAAACGUGCUGGUUUUUGACAAGGGUGAGGCCAAGAUCGCUGAUUUUGGUUUGGCAAAGAAAUCAGGAAAGGAAAAUCAACAAGAGAAGUUUGAGUGCAGAGGAACGCCGUUGUAUAUGUCACCGGAAGCUGUAAACGACAACGAAUAUGAGGCACCGGGAGAUAUAUGGGCUCUGGGGUGCGCCGUGGUGGAGAUGAUGACGGGGAAACCAGCUUGGAAUCUCAAAGAUGGAGCCAAUGUUUUUGGUUUGUUGAUUAGAAUUGGCGUAGGAGAUGAGUUGCCGUUAAUUCCUGGAGAAUUGUCCGAUGAAGGCAAAGAUUUUUUGAUCAAAUGUUUUGUUAAGGAUCCUAAAAAGAGGUGGACUGCUGAGAUGCUGUUGAACCAUCCAUUCGUUUCUGUGAAUGAUUCUUCUGAAGAUCAUGAUGAGGAGAUCCUUACAUUGAAGGAGGAAAUCAAAGAAUCACCAAGAUGUCCUUUUAAUUUUCCAGAAUGGAUUUCAGUUCAAUUAUCUGUAAGAACAUCAAGGAAUUCUUCAAGCUCUGUUUCAUUUGUGUCAUCUCGAAUUUGCUUCUUGGGCAGAAUCAGGCAACUGGCCCGUGAUGAGAGACCAGAUUGGUCAGAUUCAGAUAGUUGGGUCACUGUGAGAUAAAAUUGAAGGACAAGAUCAAGCGACUUGGAGAUUUCUUGAAUUGAUGCAGAUUUUUUUUUUCUUUUUCUGCUGUAAAUUAGUUGGAGAGACACUGAGACUGACUUAGAUAAUAGAAGGGGGGUCCUGUAAGUGUACAUAACAGAUUUUUUAAAUGAAUUAAAUUCCUUUCCAA